AUGUAUCGAGCAAUUGGGGCCGGAGAGCGUCCACAUUCUCCUUUCAAUCUGCAACACUUACAAAAAGUCUCAGUUGACACGAUUUACAUUGAAUGGACACCCGGGUUCGAUGGAGGGCUUACUCAAACGUUUCACGUAGAGUACAUGGACAUUGGAUCUUCCGUCUGGAGGAAAGAUGAUGUUAUUGCUGGACACUUUUAUCACACCAUUGUUGGAUUGAAUCCUAAGACAAUGUACAAAAUAAGAGUGUUUUCAACAAAUGACAUUGGAAAUUCAAGUGCAUCAGAGGUUUUAACAAUGGCAACAUUAAAAAGGCCGGAAACUGGCGGAUCACCUGUUGUGCUUAUAGCAGUGUUAGGUGCCGUUGCGUGUGGAGUCGUGUUUUGUGUUGUUAUAAUAAUAAUCGUCAAAAGAAGAAAGGCAGGGAAAAGGACAGAUGUUGACAGAUUAACCAACGAACAUCAGCUGCAGUCCAAGGCGAACACGGACGAAAAUGAAGAAGAUGAUGACGAUGAAGUGAUUAAUCCGUUAUAUGGAGGAGGUGAUGAUGUACAGGACCACACAAACAAGGUGGAGGCUAUUUAUUCCCAGCCUCAGAAGAAAAAAGCUGCAAGCGUGUCAAGUGGAGUCAGUGACCUAUAUGGUGUUGUAAACAAAAAGCCGAAAGGAAAGAAGGGAACGGGAAAGGCAUUGAAACAAAAGAAGAAAGCCAAACACAGCGAAGAUGUAUACAAGAACGCUACAAAUCACAGAGAGAUACAUGAUCGAGACACUACUCUUGCUGGUGAUAUCUACGAGAAUCAUGAAGUGCCCCUGACAGCGAAAGCAACAAAGAGAAAUGUAAACGCAGAUGGACUUUUAUACGCAGAUCUUGAAUUGUCGAACCCCCCAAACGGACAACAGGGAUUUAUCAUCCACGGUUUAGAUAACAUGACAGAAUACGCAGAAGUGGACUUGACCAAAAGGGGGAAACCAUUUCCUGAAAAUGAUGGAGUUGAUAGUAAAUCGACAUCGAAAUAA
This is a messenger RNA of Mya arenaria, 1020 nucleotides long. RefSeq names its product neuronal cell adhesion molecule-like. The record is from RefSeq and is a predicted model, not a curated record. NCBI's taxonomy places the organism in Eukaryota, Metazoa, Mollusca, Bivalvia, Myida, Myidae. The coding region runs from base 1 to 1020 and encodes 339 amino acids. The transcript has 9 exons. Gene Ontology annotation, molecular function: protein binding.